AAGCAAAUGACCUAAUUUUACAUGUCCGGAUAUUUUAAGGGCUGAAAUUAUGAAAAACUCUGACUAUGCGGACAUAAAAAUAUUUUAUAGGAUCUUUCCCCUAGAUAAACCUUGUUGGGAUUACGUUAGAAUUAAAGAUAAGAACACAAUAUACGUAAGACGUCUUCAGGAAUUGAAUGAUUCUUCGAAGAAAGAUGUAGAACCGCACUUCUGGGAAUUUUUUACCGACGGAGUGUUUCACAAUACCACACAGGAACAUAUAUAUUCUUCGAUAGCAGAAGGUUUGCUAGAAGAUCUAACAAAAGGCUACAGCGCAACCAUCGCAGCUUACGGCCAAUCAGGUACGGGCAAGUCGCUUACAUUAGCAGGGCUGCAAUUAUCUUCGGAAGAUCUCGGUAUAGCUCCCAGAAUAGCUCAAGAUUUGUUUGAGUAUAAGAAAAAAUUACCAUCACACAUGAAAAUGGCUAUACAGAUAUCAUAUGUCGAAUUUAACGAAAAUGGAGCAGUAGAUCUGCUGCUCAAGUUUCCGAACGAGAUGGAUCACUGGCUUGUGAGGGAAAAAAUGACGAAGUUGAGAGUACGAUCAAAGUUGGAUGCGCUCAAAACGCUGUUUUUGGCAGAAGCAAGAAAAAGAUUUGCUGAUACGAAUGCAUAUUUUUCGCAUCUGUUUAGCAGUGUGUUAACGUUUCAUGUGACUACGAAAAAUGAACAGUACAGUGAACCCUUCAUGAGAGAAUCACGAUUGCAUAUCAUCGACAUGGCAGGAGUUGAUACAGUUGGCAACCUUGCUAGUAUUUUCAAACCGGUAAAAGAAAUAGGAAGAGCGAACGUUACCAAAUGUGAUUUGACGCAAUUAUUCCUGUACCUAGCUAAACAAAAACAUAAUCAGACAAACAUUAAAGAACGCUCCAAUCCUCUGGUAUAUUUUCUAGGAAAUGAUCUGAGUGCUAGAAGCAUGCUAAGGUUUAUUGGUCACAUAAAGACACUGCGAGAAGAUCUGCCCAUGACCAUUUCCAUGAUGAGAUUCGGUUCCUUACUCAAACGCAUACCACCAGAGAAGAAGAUAGUAGAGAAAAAAGGCGAUAUAAAGGCGCAAGCAAAGCAACUCAGCCAGAAACUAGAACAGCUGCAGAAAGAGGAAAUGCUCAACUCAAUCUUGAUGAACCAAGAUCUGAGCGCACUGAACGAAGAUAGGACGGAACACCUACAGGCAAUUGUCCAACAGUAUCUGGCAAAUACUUUGACGGAGAUAAGCGUCAUGAAUGUGGCUGAAGUCAGCAUGGUGUUCAGAAUAUUUAAGGAGGUAUACAAUAGAACCAAAACGGAGCGGCUGUCAUGUCUAAUGGAACGGAAGGAGCUUACUAAUGCGAAUGCUUCAUCAGGUAGCUUACCAUCAAACAAGCACAAAAGAGGCUCAAGAGCCUCCAGAGGCUCAGUACCGAGCAAGGGAUCAGUCAACAAAACAAGGAAAUCGGCUAAUAAGACCAAAAUUAUCAAAGGUGCCAUUCCAGAGGGAAAACCUUUCCACCGGGGACAUGAUCAACAAAAUGGUGUCAAAAUGGAAAAUGCAAUAUCUAACAUGUCAGUAACAGAUAAGAAUAUGUCGCCUAAGCCAUCAUCUACGCAUAAAGAUUCAAGGUUAAGCAAGUCUGGACAGGGCAGUUUCUCUUACAUGCCAAAGAGAAAAUCUAGAAGUUUAGUGAAUGGAAAACAAAGUUCUGUUGCAACGCUUGAAUCUAUAAGUAUGCCUCCCGUGCCUGAGGCUGUGCUUGAAAAUGAAGAAGCUUGGACGGAAUACAAGAGGCAAAGUACUUACAAAAUGCUACAAGCCGAGUAUCAAGCUAAUGAAGUUAAUAUUAGAGAGGCAUAUAAUAGAUUUAAUUUGGUACAUCAUGUAUAUUCAUAGUUAUAUGGAAGGAAUGCAGAAACUCCAAGCAAUGAAGAGUACAGUUGAAAAAAAACGUCAAGAGUUGCUAGAGAGCACAAUGGUGAGAAACUUCAAUUGUUCUACUCGUGUUGAUCUAGGAACUGCCGAACUAUUGAAUACAACUGAAGCUAUAUGCAAAGAGAAUUUGGAUAAUGCCGAGAAAGAGCUUGUAGAAUACCAAGAAAUGGUUCUAACGACUCAAACGCAAUUGAAACUGUACUUGAACAACCGCAAAGAUCUGAAAGCCCAAAUCAACGAAGGUUUCGAAUCCUUCAGCAAAUCCACGUACCACAUCCCGUUGAUUGCACCAAAUGAGAUGCAGGGACAGGACCAGGAUAUUUCAACAAAACAGACAUCUAGAAGGAUCAGUAAAUCGAGUACCACCAAGGAUGCGAAAACUACGGAAAAUAUGGAGUCUAAGCUGAUGCAGUUCAAAAAGAUGUUGGAGGUGGAGAAGAACAGAAAUUCUAUCGCCGUCAAAAAAUCUAAAACCACAUGGAAAUGAUGUAACAGAAACUAAUCAAAAAUUAAUAAAUCAUCCGAUAUUGUAAAACA
This is a messenger RNA of Acanthoscelides obtectus, 2482 nucleotides long. NCBI's taxonomy places the organism in Eukaryota, Metazoa, Arthropoda, Insecta, Coleoptera, Chrysomelidae. The record is from the annotation of a GenBank genome assembly.